Molecule: messenger RNA, 630 nt
Organism: Ixodes scapularis (black-legged tick)
Lineage: Eukaryota; Metazoa; Arthropoda; Arachnida; Ixodida; Ixodidae
Product: male-specific histamine-binding salivary protein
Exons: 5
Coding region: 1-630 (209 amino acids)
Biological process (GO): symbiont-mediated perturbation of host defenses
Molecular function (GO): amine binding
Source: RefSeq, a predicted model, not a curated record
AUGUGCUUAGCAGCAGUAGUACUAGCCACUCUUUUGGCAAUAACAAUGGCAUCCGAAAAGGAGAAGGUAAACCUGCCUGAAAGACAAUUGAAGCUAUCUCUGUAUCAAGAUGCUUGGAAAUCAGUUAAAAACCCCGCCAAGCGUUACCUCAAAUACAGAAGCUAUGUCAAAGACGAGAUGUUUGGAGGGUCAUCGAAAUGCAUGUUUAUACAGCAGACGCAACAUGAAAAUUUCAACAAGACAGCAAAAACGGAAAUGGGUUUUUACAACAGCACAAGGAGCUGUGUAGUGAAGUACACUGUGUGUACCCAUGUUGAAACAACAGAGCCAUACUGCAUACCAAAUGUUAUUCGUGCUGCAAGAUGUACGAACUCGUCGCUCUACGCGGACUCACCAAUUAUAUUCUCUGACUAUAAGAGUUGCGACGUUGUUCGAGCACCCCACACAGGAAACCCUCUUGAUUGUGAGCUUUGGGUGGCAGAGGCUAACAUCAACGAUGUGCCUUCAAUUUGCGAAUUCGCAUAUGAUGUUUUCUGCAACACAACUGAGAAGUACAUCAUUUCUGAUCAGAGCUGCACCAAUCCUACAAAACAAAACGUCUGUCAAAUACCUGCUCAACAAACCGAAUAA